This is a messenger RNA of Metarhizium robertsii ARSEF 23, 1506 nucleotides long. RefSeq names its product Major facilitator superfamily domain, general substrate transporter. The transcript has a single exon. Gene Ontology annotation, molecular function: transmembrane transporter activity. Gene Ontology annotation, biological process: transmembrane transport. The record is from RefSeq and is a predicted model, not a curated record. The coding region runs from base 1 to 1506 and encodes 501 amino acids. NCBI's taxonomy places the organism in Eukaryota, Fungi, Ascomycota, Sordariomycetes, Hypocreales, Clavicipitaceae.
AUGGAGUGGAAUAUGGACACGGCCAACCAAUCGCCGGCCAAGAAACAGCUUCUGAACCGAGACACUCUGGUACAACCAAGCAGUGAUGCAGGUGCGCAAGGGAUUUCGAAUCCAGAGAAACGGAACUUGCAAUCGUCAAUAGAAGCGCAAUCCAAUUCCGAUGCCAAUUAUGUCCCGCCCCCACCCCCAAAUGGAGGCUAUGGAUGGGUUUGCACCGCCUGCGUGGCUCUUGUCAAUGCACAUACCUGGGGCCUAAACUCAAGCUAUGGUGUCUUUCUCGCCCAUUAUCUGGCAAACAAGACGUUUCCCGAGGCCACCCCACUGCAAUAUGCCUUUGUGGGCUCACUGAGCAUUAGCUGCGCACUUAUCAUCUCUCCAGUCGCAACAAUAUGUGUGCGAGAAUUUGGAACCAAGCCAACCAUGUUUAUGGGUGUUAUUAUGGAAACAGCAAGUCUCAUCUGUGCUAGUUUAGCAAGCAAGAUCUGGCAUCUCUUUUUAACGCAGGGCGUUCUCUUUGGCCUUGGCAUGGGGUUCUUGUUUACACCAUCAGUUGGAAUUGUGCCACAGUGGUUCACCACAAAACGAUCUCUAGCCAAUGGAUUUUCCGCUUGUGGCUCUGGCCUUGGGGGCCUACUAUACUCGUUCGCUGCUGGUGCUAUGAUCCGGGAUAUGGGCCUAGAUUGGGCGUUCAGAAUCCUAGGAAUACUGGCCUUUGUUGUCAACACGGCCUGUAUCUUACUCAUCAAGGAUCGAAAUAAGAUUAUUGGAUCCAGCCAGUUGGCGUUUGACACGACACUCUUGAAACGACCCGAAUUUCUGUUGCUUCUUGGGUUUGGUUGGUUUAGUAUGCUGGGUUAUGUCGUGCUUAUCUUCAGUUUAGCCAACUAUGCGAACCAGAUCGGACUCGGGAGCUCACAAGCUGCACUCAUCAGUGCAUUCUUUAACCUGGGUCAAGGAGUUGGUCGGCCUUUCGUGGGGUAUUUUAGUGAUCAAACAGGUCGAAUCAACAUGUCUGGAUUCAUGACGUUCCUGGCUGGUGUGUUUGCGUUGGUUAUCUGGAUCAACGCCAAAGUCUAUGGCGUACUGAUCUUCUUUGCCAUUAUCUGCGGCAGUGUUGCUGGUACUUUCUGGACCACAAUUGGCCCAGUUACAGCUGAAGUGGUUGGUUUGAAGAACGUUCCUUCCGCACUGUGCUUGACUUGGCUCAUCAUCGCAAUGCCUUGCUUAUUUAGCGAGCCUAUUGCGCUUCAAAUCGUCCAGGGCACUGGGAGCUACCUGGGGACGCAGUUAUUCACCGGAUUGAUGUAUAUCGCUGCAGCAAUUUGCCUCAUGGCAGUGAGAGGCUGGAAAGUCGGCGAAAUUGACGAGAUUGCUAGGAUGCUUAACGAAUCCCCCGACAAUAUUGACCGAGUUAAGAUUGAGAACAACGAAGAGCUGUGCCAAGCAGGCAGGAAAGCGGGUAGAAAGAAGAUUGUGACCGACUGUUGUCGAUUAGAAAAGGUCUAA